This is a messenger RNA of Schistosoma guineensis, 1725 nucleotides long. NCBI's taxonomy places the organism in Eukaryota, Metazoa, Platyhelminthes, Trematoda, Strigeidida, Schistosomatidae. The record is from the annotation of a GenBank genome assembly.
GAGAGACCUUAAGUACCAAGCUGAACUGAAUUCCGAAGUGUGUAACAAUUUGGUAAAUUUAUUAGCCUGCAAAUCAAUUGACAGUUGCUGAAAAAUCUUUGGUGAACUAUUACGAACAUGGAUUUAGAACGUAGAAUACCAUGUCAAAGAAUGAAUUUCAUCAAAGAAUUGAUGCCAUUAAGCAGACACAUUGAAUCUCCAAUCUCCAAAAAGGUGCUUGCUGUUUUUGAUGCGGCUUUACAAAAAGUAUUAACUGUUUUAUGUUUACAGAACAUAAAGGAAAGUGUUGAGGUUCAAAAUGAAGAAAGCCUACUAGACCGUGUGAGUCUUUACAUAAAUCAAGCAAAAGAAUACGACUUAAUAAAAGCUAGUAACCUCAACAGUCCUUAUUCGCAUAAAAUUUUGUCUGAGAACUGUGAGAUGCUGAAAAAUACGAAAUCAGAAAUAAACGAUUCUUUGGAACAUAAUAUAAAUGAAGAGUUCGAGAAUAAUGUUCGAAAUUUUUUACAUUUUAUGUCAUCACAACCUUUAAUUAAUCAAGUACUAUCUGGAUUCCUAUUAGAUAAUAAUGAACAAUUAUGUAAUAAAUGGAAAUUACCAGAAACAAUUACUAAUCAUAUAACUAAUGUUAAAUGGAUUCAGAUACCACAAUUUUCUCAAAAUAAUAAAACAAAAUUAGUAGAAUAUUUAAUACACUUAAGAAUAUUAUUAUUAAUAAAAUUAUUAACUACACCAGAAGAUAAAAAACGUAAAAAAUUAUACAUAAAAGAACUUGAAACUAGAGAUCAAGAAUGUCAAACAAAGUUGACUGAACUUAUUAAAGAAUUGGAUAUACAAAUUUGUCAGAAUAAUGCAGAAACUAGGAAAAUUGGUUAUACUGUUUCAAAACUUAAAAAUCAAAUUGAUAAUCUUGAAAGAUAUUUAACUGAACGAAAAAAGCAAAUUAACACUGAAGAAGCGAAAAAGAUAACAGAAAUCACAAAACAAAACGAUGAAAAUGAAAAUAAUUUAAGUAAAGAAAUGAAAAGUCAAGAAAUACUACUUGAAAAGUUGAUUGAGACUAAUCGUUCUGAAGAGGAAACAAUUCGAGCAACCAUUUAUAAAAUGGAAAGUGAUAUUGAGUCGAAGAUUUCUAAAUAUGAUCAAGAAAUGACAGCCUUACAGGAUGAAUAUGAUGCCCUGGAAGCGGAGUAUACAGAGGAGAAAAGCGCUUACGAUGAAUUGAAUGAACGUUUUCAGAUUAUAAAUGAAGAGUAUCAAAAGAUAAUGGAAGAACGUAGGCUAGAGGAUGAAAGACGGCAAAGAGAGGAAGAACGAAGACGCCAAAUGGAACAAGCCGUUAUAACAAUACAAGCAUUUUGGAGGUCAUAUAAAACAAGAAAACUGGCACGUGGAAGAAAAGGAGGUAGUAGAAAAGCGAAGAAGUAAUUCAUAAAACAGAGUCAAAACACUAUUCAACUGGGAUUAAAAAGGUAAACAUGAAAACUUAUUUAGAACCUGACUAUUUAACACUAAAUACAUUCAUUAAAUCACGAGCCCAUGAAUGAAAAGACUUGUAUGUUCUCAAUUACAUGUUAGUCACGUGAUUCGUAAAAAUUAAAAUGUGUAAAACAUCAAAUCUUUGAUGAAUCUAUAUGGUAUUUACCCAUAUUUAAUUAAUUAAUUACCUUUCAUGUUAUUCAUCAAUGUUUAUUUUAUAUAACAGUAAUAAACAACAUAUUGUUG